Molecule: messenger RNA, 1446 nt
Organism: Botrytis cinerea B05.10
Lineage: Eukaryota; Fungi; Ascomycota; Leotiomycetes; Helotiales; Sclerotiniaceae
Exons: 1
Coding region: 124-1026 (300 amino acids)
Source: RefSeq, a predicted model, not a curated record
GAGGUAAGGAAGGAGUGCCUUUAUCAGAAUGACCUCGGAAUACUGAACCCGAUCUUCUCACGGCCUACUUCUCUCCCUUUUGACACAUAGCAUCGUCUUUUUUUGCGGUAUCAUUUGAACACAAUGUCGUCAAGUAUGUCAAAGAGUUCUUUGAGCUUCAUUGGGCGAUGCAGGCCCAGUCAAUCAACCGCGGUCUCAUCUCGAAAUUUCUCCACCACUACUUCAUGUAGCGCUAUUGGACCUGAAAAUCCUCGAUUUAUCGAAAUACCUACCACUCGACAGCCAGAUGCCCGGGGACAUAGAGAUAUUAAAGGAACUCUACCUCCUCCACGAAAUCUUUUCCCCAACCGCGGCCCCGACAAGAUCUCCAAAAAGUAUCUAGAUUCUGUGACUCGUGAGCCCUCGAAACCUCCCAAGAACCCGAACGAUUAUGUUGCAUGGAAGCAUCGGCUAGCAACUCAACGACGUGAGAGCUUGAAGGAAGCGUUGGUAAAUCUCCAUAAGAGGAAAUUGACCCAGGAGCGCAUAGUUGCACACAAGAGCUACUCGAAACGAAUGGCCAAUGAAAAGAGACUCCGGGCCCCCCAACGAGAGGACGAAAGACUGAUGAACCCCACGAUUACGGAAGCCAUGUCGAAACUGCAAGUAGGCUUUGUUCCAGAUCCAGACAGAGAGAGUGAACUGGCACAAAAGGCAUCAAGGGUACAAAUUAGGGCGGCUGAGAGAGAGGAGCAGAGAAAGAAUGCAUUGCAUACGCUGUACAUGAAGGCUAGGUCAUUCAUCACGACGGAGGAGCAAUUGAAUGCUAAGAUUGAUGAGAUCUUCACGAAUCCUUUCGAUAAGAAUGCACCCUACAAGAGGAAUAUCUGGGAGGUGCACGAGAAACCACCCACUGUCCAGGAUAUGCUUUCAGGCGUCAACAAUUCUCAUAAGACUGCGGUCGGAAAAUACUCGCAUCCUGCUGUAAUUACCGGAACCAGAAUGCAGCACAUCGCAGAAGAAUUGACGGGUGGGAAGAUGGACUAGUAGGCUUGCAUCAUGAGGGGUAUCUUGGAUGCUUCAAUAACGAUUGCUUGUACAGUACCUAGGUACCCAAAGAUAUGUUACAUCUCACGCCAAUUGUAUGCCAAUCCUUCACACAUUUCGAGUGCAAUCAUAGAUUGUUGCGUUGUUUUUGUGAUUUCAAUGCCCAUCAAUUUGUCGUUUAUUAUAGUGUGAGGCUCUCUUGCAUACUGCGAAGGGCUUGGCAAGGGUGUUUCAAAAGAGACGCAUUUAGAUACAAUCUAAUUGGCGACUUUCAGAUAUGUCACGGCAAUCUCAAUGUGCUUAUGAACGAGCAAUAAUUCGUCUAGUUCGAGAAGCAAGCCUCGAGAUUUAAGCGCUUAAAGUUUCAAAGUGUUCUCUAUAAGACAGCUUCAAUAUCAGAAAUUGAAUCGCCUUUCUACA